Lycium barbarum (goji berry) is the source of this 1835-nucleotide messenger RNA. RefSeq lists its product as uncharacterized. The record is from RefSeq and is a predicted model, not a curated record. Gene Ontology annotation, biological process: base-excision repair. Bases 144 to 1547 code for a protein of 467 amino acids. Gene Ontology annotation, molecular function: DNA-3-methyladenine glycosylase activity. Lineage: Eukaryota; Viridiplantae; Streptophyta; Magnoliopsida; Solanales; Solanaceae. The transcript has 5 exons.
ACCUUCUCUCCUUCCUUAAGCCCCUUUGAGUUUCUUCAUCACCUUCAUUUGAACACUAGCCUCAAAUUCAUUUUGCUUCUUCCUUUGUUGUUCUUCACUCUUUUGACACAUUCAUUGUCCAAGAAAACAAAACACAAGCCAAAAUGUGUUCUUCCAAGAAACAAGCAGGGGUUGUUGAUAUUUCCCCACAAACACCCUCUCAUAUCAAUGGACGCCCUGUUUUUCAACCAUAUAGCAAUAGAGACCCUCUCUUGGCACGCCACAAUUCCCACAAAAAAUCAACAAAUUUCAAGAUUUCUUCUCCUUCUUCAACAACAAAUAACAAUAGUGCUGCAAAAGUGAAAAAUUCAGUACUAACAACUCCUCCUAUCUCUCCUAAAAUCAAGUCUCCUAGACAACAAACAAGUAGUGAGAAAAUUGUGACACCUAAAAAGUCACCUAGUUUCAAGAUUUCAACUCCUCCUGUUUCUCCUAAAAUUAAGUCCCCUAGACAACAAACAAGUAGUGAGAAAAUUUUGACACCUAAAAAGUCACCUAGUUUCAAGAUUUCAACUCCUCCUGUUUCUCCUAAAAUUAAGUCCCCUAGACAACAAACAAGUAGUGAGAAAAUUCUGACUCCUAAAAAGUCACCUAAUUUACAGAUUUCAACUCCUCUCGCUUCUCCUAAAAUCAAGUCCCCUAGACAACAAGUUAUCAAGAAAGUGAAUACAAGUUGUGAGAAAAUUGUGACAACUAAAAAAGGAAAUACUGAUUCUACAAUCUUGGUGAAGGAUUCUUGUAAAAAAGACUCUUCCUUUAUGAUUCUUGAAGUUGCUGGAAGCAUAGCAGCAGCAAGAAGGGAACAAGUUGCCAACAUGCAAGUGCAAAGAAAAAAGAAAAUUGCACAUUAUGGAAGAACUAAUUCUGUCAAAUUAGUCACUCCGCUUGAUUCUUCCAAUAAUUCAAGUUUUAAAGAGGGCAAAAGAUGCAGCUUUAUCACACCUAAUUCUGACCCUGUUUAUAUUGCAUACCAUGAUGAAGAAUGGGGAGUUCCUGUCCAUGAUGAUAAUCUGCUAUUUGAAUUGUUGGUAUUAACUGUGGCUCAAGUUGGAUCAGACUGGACUUCAGUGUUAAAGAAAAGGCAAGAUUUCAGGGAUGCCUUUUCAGGAUUUGAUCCAGAAAUUGUUGCAAAAUACAAUGAAAAGAAGAUAAAUUCAACAAGUACUGAAUAUAGCAUUGAGAUGAGCCAAGUUCGAGGGGUUGUUGACAAUUCUAAAAGAAUUUUAGAGAUCAAGAAACAAUUCGGGUCGUUCCAAAAGUACUUGUGGGGAUUUGUGAGCAACAAGCCCAUUGCAACACAAUACAAGGCCUGCAACAAAAUUCCAGUAAAGACAUCAAAAUCAGAAGCAAUGAGCAAAGAUAUGGUGAAAAGAGGAUUCAGAUAUGUUGGCCCAACUGUUAUACACUCCUUCAUGCAGGCAGUUGGGCUUACUAAUGACCACCUAUUAACCUGCCCAAGACAUGUCCAAUGUGCUGCCUUGGCAACUCAUCCACCUAUUGCUCUAUGAAAAUUGCACCUACUAACGUCAAGAAUUAAUAUAUUGUUUAGUUUAUAAGGCAUUGACUAACUAGUAACCAAUAAGUUGUUAAGAUUGUGAUAAAUAUACCCCUUUUAGUGUCUUUUUUUGGUGAUUAAUUUAGAGUUGUGUGAAAUGAUAUAGUUUUGUGAUGGAAUUUAUUUAUGUAGGCGUUCCGUUUGUACAAUAUUUGAUUGCAGUUGAAAAAAGAGCUUGUGAAGUUGUAAUUGAAAAAAAAAAGUAUUGGAAGUUUGAUUAAAGUUAUUUUUGGAGAUGAAA